Fusarium subglutinans is the source of this 1017-nucleotide messenger RNA. RefSeq names its product reductase. The record is from RefSeq and is a predicted model, not a curated record. The transcript has a single exon. Bases 1 to 1017 code for a protein of 338 amino acids. Lineage: Eukaryota; Fungi; Ascomycota; Sordariomycetes; Hypocreales; Nectriaceae.
AUGUCUCGCUACGCCCAAGCUCAUAUAAACCCCCAAGGUCCCGGUGACGCCAGACCUACAGCACUCCAGAUCGUCGAAGAUGAAGGCCUUCUCAACAAACUCACUGAUAAGUUAGUGCUCAUUACAGGCGGUAAUCAAGGCGUUGGCCUCGAAACCGCCCGAGCCCUCCACGCAGCCGGAGCAACGGUUUACAUCACCGCAAGAUCUCCAGAGAAGAUCGAGCAGGGCAUUAACGACAUCAUUUCAUGGCCGGAGGCAAAGUCAGAGGCACCUGUAUACGGAAUCGAACUGAAGCUUGAUUCGUUCAAGUCCGUUCGAGCCGCUGCUCAAAACUUCCUUGCCAAAGUUGACAAGCUGAACGUUCUCAUCCUCAACGCAGGAGUCAUGGCUACUCCUGAGGGCAGAACUGAAGAUGGUUUCGAGACCCAAUUUGGAACAAACCAUCUUGGGCACUUCCUUCUGUUCCAACUUCUCAAGCCAGCUCUUCUAGCCGCUACUUCCCCUACUUUCCAAUCUCGUGUCAUCUCACUUGCGUCAAAGGGUCAUCGCUUUGGUGGUAUACGCUGGGAUGACUAUAACUUCGAGAAAGAGGCUUACAACCCCUGGCUCGCGUAUGCUCAGUCCAAAACAGCGAAUAUUUACUUCGCAACUGAGCUUGAUAGGCGAUACGCAGAUCAAGGCAUUCACGGCUUGUCAGUGCAUCCUGGGUAUAUACUUACCAACUUGGGUAAGCAUGUUGACCUGAACACGCUUGACCUAGAUGGACCUAUCAAGAAUUUCAUGAGGAACAAAGCUCAAGGUGCUGCUACGACUGUGUAUGCUGCAGUUAGUAAGGACUGGGAGGGCCGUGGAGGGAAGUAUCUGGCUGAUUUUGUGGAGGAGAGACUGGCGAGGCCGGGGUCAGAGCCGACGUCGCCUGAACUAGGAUAUGCUACGUGGAUUUAUGAUGAGGAAGCUGAAAGAAAGCUCUGGGAGCUGUCGGAGAGGCUUGUUGAAUUGCAUAAUUCCUUGGAGUAA